AUGGAAGAGGCUAUCCUACUCAAUCAAACUUCUGCCGUGACAUAUUUUCGGCUUAGAGGUUUAUCUGUAAAUCAGAAAGUGCAGAUGGCUGCAUUUUUCAUGUUCCUCGUGUUCUAUGUCCUGACACUGAUUGGGAACAUCCUCAUCAUCAUAACUAUUAUCUAUGACCGCCGGCUCCAUACCCCCAUGUAUUUCUUCCUCAGCAACCUGUCCUUUAUUGAUGUCUGCCACUCCACCGUCACUGUCCCCAAGAUGCUGACAGACACCUGGUCAGAGGAGAAGCUCAUCUCCUUUGACGCCUGUGUGGCCCAAAUGUUCUUCCUCCACCUCUUUGCCUGCACAGAGAUUUUCCUCCUCACCGUCAUGGCCUACGACCGCUACGUGGCCAUUUGCAAACCCCUGCAGUACAUGAUAGUGAUGAACUGGAAGGUAUGUGUGCUGCUGGCGGUGGCCCUCUGGACAGGAGGGCCCAUCCACUCCAUAGCCCUGACCUCCCUCACCAUUAAGCUGCCCUACUGUGGUCCAGAUGAGAUUGACAACUUUUUCUGUGAUGUACCUCAGGUAAUCAAACUGGCCUGCACUGAUACGCACGUCAUUGAGAUCCUCAUCGUUUCCAACAGUGGGCUGAUCUCUGUGGUCUGUUUUGUGGUACUUGUGGUGUCCUACGCAGUCAUCCUGGUGAGUCUGAGGCAGCAGAUCUCUGAGGGCAGGCGGAAGGCCCUGUCUACCUGUGCAGCCCACCUCACCGUAGUCACCCUUUUCCUGGGACACUGCAUCUUCAUCUAUUCCCGCCCAUCCACCAGCCUCCCUGAGGACAAGGUGGUGUCUGUGUUUUUCACAGCUGUCACCCCACUACUGAACCCCAUCAUUUAUACCCUUAGGAAUGAAGACAUGAAGAAUGCCUUGAAUAAGCUAAUGGGGAGGAAGGAGGGAAAAGAAGAAAAAUGA
This is a messenger RNA of Tupaia belangeri chinensis (Chinese tree shrew), 948 nucleotides long. RefSeq names its product olfactory receptor family 4 subfamily E member 1 (gene OR4E1). Gene Ontology annotation, biological process: G protein-coupled receptor signaling pathway. Gene Ontology annotation, molecular function: G protein-coupled receptor activity; olfactory receptor activity. The transcript is spliced from 2 exons. Gene Ontology annotation, cellular component: membrane. The coding region runs from base 1 to 948 and encodes 315 amino acids. The record is from RefSeq and is a predicted model, not a curated record. Lineage: Eukaryota; Metazoa; Chordata; Mammalia; Scandentia; Tupaiidae.